Messenger RNA from Adineta ricciae, 4728 nucleotides. NCBI's taxonomy places the organism in Eukaryota, Metazoa, Rotifera, Eurotatoria, Adinetida, Adinetidae. The record is from the annotation of a GenBank genome assembly.
AUGAUUAUCGUACAAAUACUUUUCAUUCUAAUAUGGUGUUCUUUAGUGAAUACUCAUUAUGUGCUUUAUUAUUCGAAUGAGCAUAAACUCUCUUAUCCGGCAUUUGACUGUUUGUAUGUACACUAUGAUAUAAGUAGCACGGUGAUAGAUUGGUUGCGUGAUCGGCCAAGUUCUCAGCUAGAUGCUUAUUGUCGACGACCGGAAAACUAUGAAAAAGAAAACACAAUUUCAUAUGAAACUUAUGAGAACAUAGAAAAUAUCAUUUCUUUUUAUGAUUUAAAAGAGCAAGGUGUUACUAGUAAACAAUUAUUGGCAUGGUUUGCACCUAUCGAUAUUGUGGAAAAAUAUGAAAAGAAUGAUAUUACUUCGAAUUUUUUUUAUAAUUGCUCAUCACCAUGGUUUGGCUCUUUUUGUCAAUAUAAAUUUCCUCGUGAUCCGUCGUUAUCAUUUACAAAAAUUGUUCAGCAUACUCUUAUGGAACAAAGUUCUACUGAUAAAAAUGAAACUAUUGGCACAUGUUAUCGAUUUGUGAAUGGUUGUAAUAGUGAAUUAUGGCCAAUGUGUCUAGAUUGGCGUCAAAUUUGUAAUGGAUUAAUUGAUUGUGAUAAUGGUGAAGAUGAACAAUGGUGUGAUCAAUUGGAAAUAACUAAAUGUAAUAAAAAUGAAUAUCGUUGCCACUAUGGUGGUCAAUGUAUUCCGUUAGAAUUUAACAGAGAUUCUCAUCUGAAUAUUGAUUGUCUUGAUGGGAGUGAUGAAGAUGAUUGGAUGAGUUUGCCACCGAGAAUGAACGAUUUUUGUGGUUCUGAAUUUACUUUUGAUUGUCAAGAACAUAUUGGUCGAUAUACUGAAACAAUUCCAUGUGGCGAUGGUCAAUAUUUGAACGGCGUUAUAAUACCAAAUAAAAGAAGUUAUUGUUACAAUAAAAAAGAUAAAUUAUUAGGUCAAACUAUACUUACUUCAAUGAAUCAUAUUGUUAAUAAGAAUUGUCGAAGAGCAUUUUAUUGUAUUCUUCGUCUUCGACAAACAUUUGACAUAAAUGUAUUCCAAUCAACAGUCAAUGUACAGUCUAAUGAAAAUACCCAAGAUUGUGAAUCACUAUCAAAGCAUUGUUCAUCCGAAUGGUUAGUCAUACCGGCACGUCCGAUUUUUCUUGAUUUCUUUCAAUUCGUCUAUUUAACUAAUCGUUCUAUGGAUUUAUUUCAAAACAAUAUAGCGCCUGAUUUCGUAUGUUUUAAUCCUAAAAAAUGUUCCAUAUUGGCAAUGACUGUAGUUCCUAUUGAAAUCAUCAAGAAACUAAUGUGUUGUCACGUUUCAAAUCUAACAAAAAUGAUGGUAAUAGAAGAUUUCUAUGCUGCUGCCAGAAUUUUUUCUUACGCACGUCAACAAUGCUUGACAAUGGGUAAUGAAAAAUCAUGUAAAAAUUCAUCUUAUUUUUAUUGUAAUCAAUCGAUGAAAUGCAUUUCAAAGUAUCGGGUUCAAGAUGGCAAAGUUGAUUGUUUUUAUAGAGAAGAUGAACUAUUUAAUACAUGUCAAUGGAAUGAUUCAAAUCGAUUUCAAUGUUCAUCGGACUCAUCUAAAUGUUUAUCAUUUGUUGCAGUCAAUAACUUUAACGAUGAUUGUCCUUCUGGAGAAGAUGAAGCAUGGCCGAAGAUACAAGAUGUAACUAUAGAAACUCCAUUUCACAAGAUAUGUGAUUUUUUACAGACUGUAUCACUAUCAGAGAAAAAUAACGAAACCGACGAGACCAAUUGUGAUUUAUGGCCUUGCGCAAAUCCAUACACACGUUGCAAUAACAAUUACGAUUGCCUUGACAUUAGCGAUGAGUUCAAUUGUCCUGAUUCUGUGUGUCCUUUCAAUCAAUAUGAAUGUUUCGAUAAAUCCACUGGAUCAGUCUAUUGUUUGUCGAGAAAUAAUCUAUAUGAUAAAUAUCUCGAUCCUUGUCAACGACAAAUGGAAUCUUUGACACGUAAAGUGUAUUUUUACGAUGGAACUUUAAAUAUUAGUGAUAAUUAUUUCUCUUGGAAAAAUGUUCCAUGUCUUACUGUGGAUAAGUUAUGUCCUAUGGGCUAUGACUUUGAAGUAGCAUUAUACAAAGAAGAUGUCUGUCCUAUAUAUACUAAUCCAUAUAUAAGUAUUUACUUUCGAGGAUAUGUUAUAAAUUUUCAAAAUAACAAACAGCUUUGUUACAUGAGAAAGGAGGCAUCUAGUAAAAAGGUUAUGUUUGUAAUUGCUCAACGACUUGGCAAUUAUCCGCCCUUAUCAUCAACAUCUUCUUCUGUCCGAAAUAUCUUAGACGUAAAUGAGAAACAACAGAAUAUACUUACCAUUAAUAAUAAAGAUAUUUUAUAUUGUCAUCGUGGUAUUUUAGUAUUACAUGGUAGAAAUGCAACGAAAAAAUGUUUCUGCCCAUCUACUCAUUUUGGAGAUCGAUGUCAAUGGCAAAAUCAACGUAUCAGUUUAACACUUCAAUUUUCAUGGCUUACUUUUGAAUCGCUUAACAUUGCAUUUCAGAUCAUAAUUUUACUCAUCGAUGGAGAUGGACAUAUUGCACCAUAUUAUGAGAGAUUAACCUAUGGUCCCAGCUAUGAUUGCUUUAAAAAGUACAAUAUCUAUCUUCUUUAUCCACAGCGGCCAAAAUCUCUCUCAAAAAACUAUUCAAUUCAUAUUAAUGUCUAUAGAAAAUCUGAUUUACUGUAUUGGGGAAGUUGGUAUUUAUCAAUACCAUUUGCCUUUUUACCUGUUAAUCGAAUCUCUACUAAAUUGUUGAUUCCUGAAGUGCCAAAUAAUUCCCCUUGUCCAUUAUAUUGUGGUAAGCACGGUAAAUGUAUGCGUUACAUCAAUAAACAUUCGUUAUUUUUCUGCCAUUGCGACAAAGGAUAUUCCGGUAUGUAUUGUAAUAUUUCGCACAAAUGUAACUGUGCAAAUGACUCCAUCUGUCUCGCAUCAUCCAUUUGUGUAUGUCCUUUGUAUAAAUUUGGCGUUCAUUGUUAUAUUAAUCAUCCUAUUUCUCAAUUAACAAUCAAUUCAAGCCAUCACAACAGAUUAUGUAUACCCAAUGAUGACCGUAUCGAUUUAACAACGUAUAACUGUUUAUGUACAUCAGAUUAUUCCGGUAAACAUUGUGAAAAUAGAAAUAAUCGAAUUAGUAUUCACUUAAAUGAGAUAUUUUCCUUUACAAUCUCACGGAUUUUCUUACACUUCGUAAUCAUGCAUGAUAGUGAACAUCAUAUGCGAAUAACAAUAAUAAAAAAAGUUCCUUUUGAUCACCAAAAUUUAACAUUUUAUGCACCACAACCAUUUAAUGUAUUAAUUCUUCAAAUUCCAAAUUCUCAACGUUAUUAUUUAACAGUUCUUCGAGAACAGCAUUCACAUUCCGAAGAUAUUUAUACCGAAAUUCAAUCGAAUUAUUAUUGUCGUCAUAUUAAAGAACUUUUCAAUAGUACAUUUGUGCAAUAUCAAUAUCUGCGACGAGUAAAAUAUUAUCCACUCUUAUGUCGGCAAAAUUCUCAAUUGAAAUGUUUUUAUGAUGAUGAUAAUUUAAUGUGCAUUUGUGACCUGGAUCGUUUUUCUAAUUGUUUUCGAUUCAAUAAUACAAAUAUUGAUUCUUGUUCAGAUCAUAAUCUAUGUCAAAAUGGGGGUCAAUGUUUCGAAAACAAUGAUCGAUGUCCAACAAGAUUAACGUGUAUUUGUCCAGAUUGUUUUUAUGGUGUCAAAUGUCAAUUGUCCACAUCUAGUUUUAUGUUUUCAUUAGAUCCUAUUCUUGGAUAUCAUAUUCAACCAAAUGUUGCAAUUAAUCGACAACCAUCAAUUAUUAGAAUAACAAUUGCAACUAGUAUAGUAUUUUUUAUUGGAGGAUUAGUUAACGGGUGUUUAUCAAUUUUAAUAUUUGUAAGAAAGAAGCCAAGACAAGUUGGAACAGGAAAUUAUCUUUUAUCUUCAUCGAUUGCCGCAAUAUUUAUGUUUUUUAUUUUAACAUAUAAAUUUUGGCAAUUAAUGUUUGAUCAAAUAUUUACAAUAGACAAUCGACGUUUUCUCACAUUGAAUUGCAUUAUCUUAGAUGUAAUACUUAAAAUUCUUCUGGCAACAACUGAAUGGUUAAAUGCAUGUGUAGCUAUUGAACGAGCAAUUAGUGUUAAACAAAGUACUAAUUUUAAUAAAAAUAAAAGUAAACAAAUGUCAAAACGAGUGAUUACAGUGGUGAUUAUUUUGAUAAUUAUUACACAUAUUCAUGAUCCGAUUUAUCGCGAAUUAAUUGACGAUUUGGACAUCGAUCAAAAACGUAUUUGGUGUUUAGUUCAAUACAAUUAUUUCGUUAAUAUUUACAACAUAUUUAUUACAUUAUUUCAUUUUCUUGCCCCUUUUUCAAUUAAUCUUAUUUCUAGUAUUUGGCUAAUUAUAACAUUAGCUCGAACUCGUGCUAAUCUUAAACGUAGUAAAAAAUAUCAAGAACAUAUAAAACAACUGUUAGAACAACAUCGACAUCUUUUAAUUGCACCAUGUUCAUUAAUUUUAUUAAGUUCGCCACGUUUAAUUAUUUCAUUUGUAAGUGGAUGUAUGAGAUCUGAACGUCAACCAUGGAUACAUCUUAUUGGUUAUUAUAUAUCAUUUAUUCCGUCGAUGUCAACGUUCAUUGUUUUUGUAUUACCGUCAGAGAAUUAUAAAAAUGAAUUUCAUGGCGCAAUACAAGAUAUUAUUAAAAGAUUUCCUAGAUUUUUACGACAAAAUUAA